AUCGUGAACGCUCCGCGAGCGCCAUCUUAGUAUUUGUCAAUUCCGCAGUUAAAAUUGAUUCAGUGUUUAUCAAGAGGCAAUAACAAACAUUAGGGAUGGCUUCGAAUAAGAAAAUUUUGCUGAAAGUGGUGAUCCUCGGCGACUCGGGGGUGGGAAAAACGUCUCUGAUGAAUCAGUACAUCACCAAGAAGUUCUCCAAUCAGUACAAGGCAACAAUUGGAGCAGAUUUCCUCACCAAGGAGCUGAUUGUCGAUGACAGGGCUGUGACUAUGCAAAUUUGGGACACUGCCGGACAGGAAAGAUUCCAAUCGUUGGGAGUCGCUUUUUACAGGGGGGCGGAUUGCUGUGUGCUUGUCUUCGAUGUGACUGCACCGAAUACUUUCAAAUCUUUGGACAGUUGGAGGGACGAAUUCCUGAUUCAGGCGUCGCCGCGCGAACCUGAGAAUUUCCCGUUCGUUCUGCUUGGCAAUAAAGUGGACCUGGAGCCGCGAGGAAUCUCGACAAAGAGGGCCCAACAGUGGUGCCAGUCGAAGAACAACAUACCGUAUUUUGAAACGUCUGCGAAGGAAGCCCUGAACGUGGAGCAGGCCUUCCAAUGCAUUGCGAGGAACGCUCUCAGCCAGCAGAACCAGAACGACGAUCUGUACAACGAGUUCCCCGAUCAGAUCAAGCUCAGUCAACCAUCGAAAAGCAGCGGCAGCGGAGACAGUUGUGCAUGCUGAUUUGGUUUGUACGUUUCUUUGGACAGGUUUUUAUAGGGGAAUGGAAACAUGCUAAAUCUCUUUAUGAUUUAUAUAUAUAUAUAUUUUUUUUUUUUAAAAUUUCCAACUGGUGAUAUAAAUGUUGGUUAUUGUAUAAAAAAAAAUAUUUAGCUGUAAUUUUUCUUUUUCGAUUUAUUCCAUUUAAUUUGCCAAUUUAGUGAUAUAUACAUAUAUAUUCAAACAUUGAUUUAUGUAUCCGUAACAUGGAAGACUCCCACCCACACUCACUCAGAAAACUAGAUAAAUUUAGUUGAUGGAACCGUGAAAAUAUAUAACAAAUUUGAAAUUAAUUUAAGUUUCUCACUCUCUCUCUGUUAUCUUCUCUCCAUCAUUGAGCAAUUCGUUUAAAGUGUUUUAUUUUCGUAGUUGCAGUGUAUUUAUAUAAUAUAACAUUAACUAAAAAGCAAAGAAAGAAAUAAUAAU
This is a messenger RNA of Nicrophorus vespilloides, 1184 nucleotides long. RefSeq names its product ras-related protein Rab-7a (gene Rab7). The record is from RefSeq and is a predicted model, not a curated record. The transcript is spliced from 3 exons. Gene Ontology annotation, biological process: endosome to lysosome transport; phagosome-lysosome fusion. Bases 96 to 722 code for a protein of 208 amino acids. Gene Ontology annotation, cellular component: phagocytic vesicle; late endosome; lysosome. Gene Ontology annotation, molecular function: GTP binding; GTPase activity. Lineage: Eukaryota; Metazoa; Arthropoda; Insecta; Coleoptera; Silphidae.